AUGCCUUUCAAACAUAUUCAUGUUCUCUGGCUUUUAGCCAAUGGCCCCGCAACGGUCCACGCAUUCGCCUACCCUCGUAAACAGCAGGGAGAGACAGGCUCAUCACCUCCAUCGAGGAUCGACCUCAAGCAUAUUUCGGACCAGAUAACCCAAUCCACGUCCACUCACUCGAACUCACCCACUACACCCGCGUAUCCCUCAGCCGGUCCCUUUCGCUUGGAAAGCCAUCAGCGACGGAGUGUUACAUCACUCGUCUUGCUCACCAAUGUCUCCAAUUCUCAAAUCGAGCCGUUCGAUGCAAGAGACAGCAACGCUCAUGCCAUUCCGAAACUUGAAUCCGCGAUGACGUUGCGUAACAAGACGUUGCACAGCACGGCAGCAUACGGUUCCACCGAUUACGGUCCAAGCACAAUCGAUACCCAAGCCUAUCAAGCAUCUCCGAGGAAAUUGGGGAGGCGCAAGGGGGGUCAUUUCACUACCGGAACUGCUCUCUGUUGCAUGAACACAGCAGACGUGAUAGACGGUGCCGGCGAGAGUUCAGGCCUUCGUACUACAGACGGCCCAGCGGUUGAAGACCCAGCACAAUUUAACAACGAUCACAACUGCAAGCGAAACCACGUCAUCACCACAGAGUCUCGGUACAGCGACUCCAUCAUUUGCGUCGAACACCGACACCUCUUCGUCAUCGCCGCAGAGUACCGUACUGAUACAACAAGCCAGAUAUCGCCUCCAUCCACCACUGGGGGCGAUAACCCAUCGGAGUCGAAUUCGGGCUCGUCCUUGACCAUGAUUCAAACCAUACCACCAUACACAACAUCUAUAUUUUUUACUGAAUUUGUGACGCUGUACUUGUCUGGAACCCCUGAGAGCUAUCCGAACGGGUCUACAGGUACAGUACAAAGCCCUUCCAGCAGCAGCUGCCCCUCGAAAGUUCCAGCGAAUCCCCGACCUCCUCCUCUCCAUGACGCAAAACACAAGCUCGCAGAGACUUACAGAGACACAAACCUCUGUCUCGGAGACCGUAUCCAAUACCACCGUCACCCGCAGCAGCUCUUUAAGCAGAAGUCCUACGAUAACAGCCACGGCAUCCUUCACGCUUACGCUUACUCAGCGCAGCUCUACGAGCCACAGACCUACGAUAUCAAUUACUCCGACCUUGUUAAGUUCGUCUUCCUAUAG
Diaporthe amygdali is the source of this 1179-nucleotide messenger RNA. RefSeq lists its product as uncharacterized. Lineage: Eukaryota; Fungi; Ascomycota; Sordariomycetes; Diaporthales; Diaporthaceae. The record is from RefSeq and is a predicted model, not a curated record. The transcript is spliced from 6 exons. Bases 1 to 1179 code for a protein of 392 amino acids.